AAAUUUAAUUAAGAUUAAAAAAAAUUAAAAAAAAAACAACCAAAAACUACAACAACACACGUUCCGUUUUUGAAAUUCCUGCUAUUUUCACAUACGCCCAUAAAUUUCCAUUUACAAUUUCGAAUUGUCGCCGCGUUGUGCCAUUUGAUUUAUGCCUCUUCAAGCACUCACGACCCGUCGGUUUAACACCCAUGUGCAGUGACAGUAAAUUAGUGCGUCGAAAUACACAAAUCAACUAUUACAACUACAAAAAGUCAAAAGCAUAAUACAAACUAUAUAACACAAGUAGUAAAAUUCGAAAACUUGUCAGCCAGUUCGAUUCAUUAUAAGUGGAUUAAACGCUGAUAUCGGCCACCUUGUGCUUAAAGCAGUUACUUGCACAUUGAGUCACUACGUAUCCACGCCACGCCCUACACACCGCACAGUUGCAGGCCAACGGCACAAUCAUCGAUCGCACUAACGACCGUACGACGCCACACACAGCGUCCGCGUACGUGCCGACCAAUAUUACGCCAACGUUAGACUAUACCGGCCUCACCACGACGACUACAUUUUUGCAACAUUUCAAGGACGUCGUCACGACGAAGUUCUCCGGCAGAGACCACCACCUGCCACCGCUGCAUCCGCAUCCGCAUCCGCAUUCGCACCAGCAGUCGGCCGCACUGCAUCACCAUCAGCCACAUCAGUCUGUAGCACAAAGCUUUUCCACCAUUUUUCCAACAUACUUAGGCAUGGAUCGUGCCGGUGGCGGCGGCGGUGGUGCCGUCGCUGCUGGCAGCGGUCUGGGUGUCGUUCACAAUUCGGCCGGUACCGGUGGUGCUCUAAAUGGUCUGGAAGCUAUGUCAGCCGAAUCGACCGGUCUCUGUUUGCAGGAUUUAGUGAGUGCUGGCACAGCAGCGGGUGCCGGUUCGGCUGGUUCGGCUGAGAGUACCAACACAACAAGCACUGCACUCAGUAGCGGCAGUACAGGCAGUUCAACGGUGAAUGGUAGCGCCGGUUCGGCCACCGGACAAGAACAUUUGCACAAUCAUCACAGUCUCCAUGACUCCAAUUCGUCGGUUAGCAUUUCACCCGCCAUAUCGAGUCUGAUGCCAAUCGGCAGUCUGAGUCAUUUACAUCAUACAGCUGGUCAGGAUUUGGGCUAUCCGCAGCAUCCACAUCAUGCUGUGGUGCCACCGCAUACACCGAAGCAUGAGCCGCUCGAGAAACUGAGAAGUUUAUUCUUUUCAGUUUGGGCCGAGACUGGCGAUUUUCGUGAUAGUCAUAGUUCCAUGACCGCUGUAGCAAAUAGUUUGGAUAGCACACAUUUAAAUAAUUUUCAAACGUCAUCAUCAUCGGCGUUGUCGAACCGCAAUCGUGAUCGUAAGGAUGGUAAUCGUUCCGUCAAUGAGACCACAAUCAAAACCGAAAACAUAUCAAAUUCCGGUCAUGACGAACCGAUGACAACCACCACAGAUGAGCCGAAAAACGAUAAGAAAAACAAACGUCAACGCCGCCAGCGCACACAUUUCACAUCACAACAACUGCAAGAGCUGGAGCACACAUUCAGCCGGAAUCGAUAUCCGGAUAUGUCGACACGCGAAGAGAUCGCCAUGUGGACAAAUUUGACCGAAGCACGAGUUAGGGUGUGGUUCAAGAACCGUCGUGCCAAGUGGCGCAAGCGCGAGCGUAACGCCAUGAACGCAGCUGUUGCCGCCGCCGACUUCAAAUCUGGUUUUGGUUCACAAUUUAUGCAACCCUUCGCCGAUGAUUCGCUCUACUCAUCAUAUCCUUACAAUAACUGGACUAAAGUGCCAUCACCGUUGGGCACGAAACCUUUCCCUUGGCCGGUCAAUCCACUUGGCUCCAUGGUGACCACCAACCAUCAUCAAAACUCGGUGAACUGCUUCAAUACCGGCGCUAGCGGUGUGGCAGUCAGCAUGAACAACUCCAUGUUGCCGGGCACAAUGGGCUCUACGUUGACCAACAGCAAUGUCGGCGCCGCACCAUGCCCCUACACCACGCCCGCCAAUCCGUACAUGUAUCGCGCCGCCGCCGAACCCUGCAUGACGUCCAGCAUGUCAUCGAGUAUUGCCACGCUACGCCUAAAGGCCAAACAGCAUACCACCGGUUUUGCCAGUCCCUAUUCGGCACCGUCGCCAGUGUCGCGUUCCAAUUCAGCGGGUCUGUCCGCCUGCCAGUAUACCGGUGUGACUGAUGUUGUCUGAGAAAACGCCCUCGGGGCGCUACUCAAUCAACAUCAACAUCAUUUGCAUCACUUCUCCGCCAGCAGUGGUGGCGGUGUAUCCGCACACUCACCCAAUCUCAACAAUAAUUUACAUCAUUUACACAACAAUAAUAAUAAUAACAACUUGUUGAACAACAACAACCUGCUGCUAGAUCAUAAUGGCGAACUAAGCGUGGGUGUGGGCAGUCUGGUGGGCAACGGUGUGCACAAUAACAAAUCACCACUGGGACAUCAACACAGUGAUAUGGGGGAUGGCAACGGCGGACGUGGCGGCAAUGGUGGUGGCACAAAUAACGGACUAUUGGGGCCGAAUGUCAAUAGUGAUGGCGGCGACGAAGUGGAGGAGGUUAUCGACUAAAGCUGCCGCGGGUGGUUUUAAUUGGGUAGAGUUACUAUAAUGCAAAUAAAUAAAUAAAUAACGGCAACUUAAGAGGAAGGCAUAACACAAAUGCGGCUCUCAAACUGUUUUUGAGUGAAAUGUAAAGAGAAGUGUAUAAUAAUUAUUAAUGAAAAAAAAAUAUAUAAAAAAUAAAUUUAAAAAAUAAAAAGAAAAGCAAAAUAUUUGUUACAAUAAUUGUAAAAUAUUGAUUAAUUAAAGUGCAUACAGAUGUUUAGUGUUAAGUAAUUGA
Bactrocera latifrons is the source of this 2856-nucleotide messenger RNA. RefSeq names its product pituitary homeobox homolog Ptx1 (gene Ptx1). Gene Ontology annotation, biological process: regulation of transcription by RNA polymerase II; anatomical structure morphogenesis. Gene Ontology annotation, cellular component: nucleus. Lineage: Eukaryota; Metazoa; Arthropoda; Insecta; Diptera; Tephritidae. The record is from RefSeq and is a predicted model, not a curated record. Bases 732 to 2207 code for a protein of 491 amino acids. Gene Ontology annotation, molecular function: DNA-binding transcription factor activity, RNA polymerase II-specific; RNA polymerase II cis-regulatory region sequence-specific DNA binding. The transcript is spliced from 5 exons.